AUGCUCCAUCGUCGAUUGUUCAGAGGAUGGGUCGACAGAAUCCAGGGCUAUGAAGAUAAGCAUCGCAAUACUCCAGAACAGGACAGUGAACCAUUGCGUCGUCUGUUGACAUUGGCCGCCAAGCACAAGAAUCGUCAGAUCACUCAUCUUAUUCUGGAGUACAACCGAAACAAAGGAGAAGUGUUUCACAAUCUUCUGAAGUAUGAGGCCAUUGAGACUGCCAUCAAGAGCAAAGAUACAGAGUUUCUCUCCUUCCUCCUGGCCAACAGCUAUAGUGGAGGUCCACAGGAUUCAAAGCAUCACAUCAACAUUAAAGAGAUAGAAUGGUCCCUGGUGGAUGACUUCCAACUCUUCAAGGUCAUCAUGAAGCAUGUGCACCAAUUCCAUUGCUCGCGCGAUACCAUCAGAUGGGAGAAGAAUCCAUCUCUCAUCAAGUCGAUUGGAUCAGUGUGCGAUGCACAGGAGUUCAUCACCUGGAUUGGCGUGCUUGCUGACUGCAUUCAAGACUACCAGAUACGCCAAAUACUCAGCUCCACCUUGCACCAAUACUUUAGCCUGGAGAUGCUCGAAAACAUGCACCGGACAUUCCCACAGGUCAUUCGAGAUGUUGAUUGGCUUUCAACUACCAUCUGCUCCUCCAUCGAGAACUACCUCAUCUAUCUCGAGUUCAAAGCAGGAAAGUCUGACAUUUUUGACAGCUCCACCUGCUUUAUCGAGGCUGCCGCUCUCAAUGGCAACCUGGAGCUGCUUCAACUGAUACAUUCCCAUUGCAUUGACACUGGACUGCCAUUCGCAAUUGGUUCGAUUUCCAUUGGCAUCGCAGUGGAACAUGGAGGGUGCAUAGAGGUCGUCUCGUUCCUAUUGGAUCACUUGGACAACGAGGUUAAAGUGUACAUAGUGGGCUCCAUCCACCCAUCGAUUCAGUCUGAUACUCUACUUCAACAACUUGUCACCCGUCCAAACAUCACUUUCAGCAGAUCGACACUCGAGAGCUUGCUUCUCUCCAGCAACUUUGAGAUGUUUAAGGCAGUGGAGCGUCUGAUGCAUCAGCGGCAACAGGUGAUGUCGAAAUCUGACUAUGAACAGCUCCUCAAUCAGAGGUUGGCAAGGUGGCCACUCUGA
Messenger RNA from Acytostelium subglobosum LB1, 1122 nucleotides. RefSeq lists its product as hypothetical. The coding region runs from base 1 to 1122 and encodes 373 amino acids. NCBI's taxonomy places the organism in Eukaryota, Evosea, Eumycetozoa, Acytosteliales, Acytosteliaceae. The record is from RefSeq and is a predicted model, not a curated record. The transcript has a single exon.